Conger conger (European conger) is the source of this 3040-nucleotide messenger RNA. Its product is annotated as toll-like receptor 2. The record is from RefSeq and is a predicted model, not a curated record. NCBI's taxonomy places the organism in Eukaryota, Metazoa, Chordata, Actinopteri, Anguilliformes, Congridae. The transcript is spliced from 2 exons. Gene Ontology annotation, biological process: inflammatory response; immune response; toll-like receptor signaling pathway. Bases 128 to 2626 code for a protein of 832 amino acids. Gene Ontology annotation, molecular function: transmembrane signaling receptor activity; protein binding. Gene Ontology annotation, cellular component: membrane.
CGAGGGUACAAAUAAAAAUACACCGAUGCGUUCCUUUGAGUUAGCAUCAUCUCCAUGAACUGAGCAGAACCUCCUAAAUCUGAAUGCGGAUCUUUUAAAAGAAAUCUAAACCAAAGACAAGACAAGCAUGUUUGCUAUUUCUAUGGAAACUGUCAUCCUGUGUCUUCUGGCUCUGACAGCCAGCUGCGUGGUUGUGAAAGGUGAGGACCAAGCAAUUGAAGAAUGCAUUAUUUUUGGACAACAUAGAAAAGACCUGUCAUACCACAAUCUCACCACUGUGCCUAAAGGUCUACUUAAUGACACCCAGUACCUGGAUCUGUCCCACAACAGCAUCUCAGGGCUUUACAGAGGAGACCUCACUGGGCUUCCCCAGCUCUGCUUCCUGAAAAUCACUCACAACAGACUUCAGCACGUCUCCCCGUCUGCCUUCACAAACAGUGUCAGACUGAAGGUCCUGAACAUCUCCUGCAACUCGCUGAUGACCAUCCCAGAUCUACCUUUGCCACAGCUCAGGGUCCUGGACAUAUCCGGCAACCUUUACAGCAGCUAUCGCCUGGGGAAGUCCUUUGAGAAUUUGAAGCAUCUCCGUGACCUUUGGCUUGGGAGUGUGAGUUCCCGAGCGGUAAACGCCAGUGAUUUUGCACCUUUAAGGAACCGCUCAUUGCGCUGGCUGGCCGUGGGUGGGGGAAACGCUCUGCACAGCUACGAGCCGGGCUCCUUCGCUCAGCUGAAAUCUCUAGAGGUGAUGACGCUCAAACUGUCAUUUUGCCGGCAAUUUGAAAUGUUUAAGACUAUCCUGACGGACCUGGGCCGAAUCAAAACCAAGAAAAUAGAUUUAGUGAAGUUUCUUCCUCAUUUUUGCGAAGUCUCCAUUGAUCCGUUCGAGAGUCUGGGGCAAAUGCCCUUCCUGACCAAUGUGACGUUUGUGGACUCCUGGAUGAACAGUUCUGUCAUGACAAAGCUGUUGAAAAAUAUUUUUCUCUCUCAGAUCCAAGAGAUUGCGUUUGUGAACAUCACCUAUAACCAAGACACACCUGAAGGCAUCCAAUUUUUUGGUGUCCCGGGGCAUAAUGGUACUGUGAGCCUUAAAUCGGUAAUAUUCGACGGGGUACACCACUAUCAGUACAACUACCCGAAAAUCAAUAUCAGCGUUUCCUACCUCCGCCACAUGACUAACCUGAAGUUUUCCGGCACAGGGAUGAACAUCUCUCCGUGCAACUUAAUGUCAGCGUUGCCAACGCUGGAGGUACUGGACCUGUCAAACAACCUCCUGACGAACGGCGGGUUUUGGUGGUCCGGCUGCUCAUACACGAAGGUCUUCCCUGCGCUGAAGUGGCUGUCUCUGAGCCACAACAAAUUUGAUUCCUUGGCCUUCAUCUCCAGGAAGACCCGUGAGAUGAACUUCCUGGAGUCACUGGACCUGAGCUUCAACGCCGUCACCUUGAGUGAAGAGAGCUGCCUCUGGCCCACCCACCUGACCCAGCUCAGCCUGAGCAACAACAACCUGGGCAACCAGGUUUUCCAGUGCCUGUCGCCCCACUUUCAGAGGAUCGAUUUGUCGAAGACGGGAAUAACUGCCAUCACCGGAGAAGCCCUCUGGAGCCUCCCGAGCCUGAGUGAGCUCUACCUGAGCCUCAACAGCAUCCACACCCUCCCAGACCAUCUCCAGGCUCCCCAUUUGCACACGCUGUACGUGGAUGAAAACGCCAUCACGUCGCUUGGCCAGAGCUCCCUGCAGGGCCUGCCUGCACUGAGAGCCCUGAGGGCGGGAGGAAAUCCCUUCAGCUGUACCUGUGACUCAUACUGGUUUUUGACGACGUUCAACAAAUCUCUGCUUUCCGAUUGGCCCGUGAGCUACAGGUGCAGCAACCCGCCGGCGUUUGCGGGACUGUGGCUGGAGGACUAUAAGCCGGGCGUUCUGGCCUGCAGGCCUUGGCUCCAAGCAGUCACGGUCCUCAGUGUCGUUAUCGUGAUAGCCGCGGUCUUCGGCUUCACCUUCCACGCCUGUGACGGGGCCUGGUACACAAAGAUGCUGUGGGUUUGGAUAACAGUGAAACGUAGAGGCUACCAGGAAGCCCACAGACUUCAGGAGGUGUCGUUUCGCCACCACGCCUUCGUCUCGUACAGCCACCAGGAUGCCCCCUGGGUCAACACCGAGCUGGUGCCCAGCCUGGAGGCCUCAGGCCUGUCCCUCUGUGUCCACGACAGGGACUUUGUUCCCGGCGAAUGGAUUCUUGACAACAUCAUCAACUGUGUGGAGCAGAGCUACAGGACCCUGUUUGUGCUGUCCCGCAGCUUUGUGGAGAGCAGCUGGUGCGUGUACGAGCUGUUCUUCGCCCAGCACCGCUCUCUGAGCGCACGGCAGGACUCGCUGGUGUUCGUCCUCCUGGAGCCCAUCCCGGCCGACUCCAUCCCGCGCAAGUUCCUGAAGCUGCGCUCCCUGCUCCGGCAGCAGACCUACCUGGAGUGGCCGCAGGACGAACGCAAGCGGCAGGUGUUCUGGGCCAGCCUCAAAGCCCUGCUGCACACGGCUGACAGCAGAGUGGGCCCCCGCAGCCCAGCAGCACCCAUCUCUGAGACCAGCCCCCUGCUGGCACACUCAGACUGCGCAGGGCACUACCUGUAGCCCAACUGACACUCCCAUCCACGGGAGAUAUUAUAUUAUAUAUAAUACGAUUUAGGGGGUGUGCAACAGGUGGAGUUGCUGAGCAGUGUUAAUGACUGAGCAGUUUGGCAACAGAAAGUGGGGGGUGGGGUACUAUGAUUGAAUAACAGGCUUUAAUAAUAAAAAGGAACCUUAUUUUGAACAUUAUUGUACAGAUUGCAGUUGUCCUCCAGAGACAAAUGAAACAACUUUACAUACUGACAAAUGAACUCAUUUCAUUAUGACUGGUUGCUUUCAGCAUGUGUCUCCACCUACUGUCAUGUGCCUGCAAGUAUGUUCAGUACCUUCAUGUUUUUAUUAAUUCUUUCAUAAACCCAUUCGUUUUUGUUUAUGACAUUGCAUUAGACAUGUUGAGCUAAUUUGUUCAAAACUUUA